This is a messenger RNA of Canis lupus familiaris (dog), 1102 nucleotides long. RefSeq names its product EEF1A lysine methyltransferase 1 (gene EEF1AKMT1). Gene Ontology annotation, biological process: methylation. Gene Ontology annotation, molecular function: protein-lysine N-methyltransferase activity; nucleic acid binding. The coding region runs from base 147 to 791 and encodes 214 amino acids. NCBI's taxonomy places the organism in Eukaryota, Metazoa, Chordata, Mammalia, Carnivora, Canidae. The record is from RefSeq and is a predicted model, not a curated record. The transcript has 5 exons.
UUGAUCAGAAAAUGAUUGUACGCUUCAACUCUGCCAGGAGACGUUGGAUUUUAAUAGUUGCCCGAUUCUUUUACUGAAUGAAAGGAACUCCUAAUCCUGAAAUACCAAACCAAGAUGAAACCUUUUAGUUGUAGACCAUUUGUGAAAUGAGUGACUCUGAUGAUGACGAUAUCCCUCGGCUAUCUUCCCACACAUUAGCAGCCCUCCAGGAAUUUUAUGCUGAGCAGAAGCAACAAAGUGACCCUGGCAGGGAUGAUAAAUAUAACAUUGGAAUAAUAGAAGAGAACUGGCAGCUGAGCCAGUUUUGGUACAGUCAGGAAACUGCCUUGCACCUUGCGAAGGAAGCCAUCGCAGCUGCUGGAGAGCAUGGCAGAAUAGCCUGUGUGAGCACCCCCAGUGUUUACCAGAAACUGAGAGCCCUACACAGAGAAGACUUCUCUGUAUACAUCUUUGAAUAUGACAAAAGAUUUGCCAUAUACGGAGAGGAGUUUAUCUUCUAUGAUUAUAAUAAUCCAUUGGAUUUACCAGAAAAAAUUGCUGCACGUAGUUUUGACAUCGUAAUAGCAGAUCCUCCCUACCUUUCCAAGGAGUGUCUCCGAAAAACGUCAGAAACCAUCAAGUAUCUGACUCAGGGCAAGAUUCUGCUGUGCACAGGUGCCGUCAUGGAAGAAGAGGCAGCAAAACUUCUUGGCGUGAAGAUGUGCAAAUUUAUUCCAAAACACACCCGAACCUUGGGAAAUGAGUUUCGCUGUUAUGUGAAUUAUGAUUCUGGGCUAGACCGGGAAAUCUAAAUGUAGUAAUGCAACAGGGUAAAGGAUCCUGUGGGACAUUUCUCUUAUUAUUUCCUUGGUAGAUUGAAAAGUGGUAACCUCCUCUCCUCUCCUCCCCUGCAAAGUGAGGCUAUCUCUGGCCUAAUUUGCAAAAUAAAGAAUCCAACAUCUCAUGAUGAUUUCCUCAUUGCAGGCAUCUCCAGAGCUCUAGGUGCUUUUGCCAACUUGAACCCAUGGAAUUAGAGUGGGAAGAAGUCUUUGAACCCAUCUAAAAUCUUUUCUCCUCACCUAAGAAUAGGUAAAAAAAAAAAAAAACACUGAAGUACAGGGAC